Molecule: messenger RNA, 1135 nt
Organism: Arabidopsis arenosa
Lineage: Eukaryota; Viridiplantae; Streptophyta; Magnoliopsida; Brassicales; Brassicaceae
Source: the annotation of a GenBank genome assembly
AAAGUUCUGUUUACAAACUUUGUCUACUUCUAAAUCACAUUUAGAAGCUCGAGAAUCAAUUGCAGAUAUCUUUGGAAUCUCUGUGUGAUUAUUGUUGUUUUGACUAUCCAAACCGCUGUCGCCGUCAUGGAACCGCAAGCUCCGUCGUUAAAUCCUAAGCUCCGUCUGCUCUGUAGCUACGGUGGCCGUAUAAUGCCCCUCCCACCGGAAAAAUCCCUUCACUACAUCGGUGGCGAGACGCGGUUAGUCGUCGUUCCACGUGGCGUCUCCUUUCUCGACUUCUUCAAGCUUCUCUCCGACAAGCUCCUAUAUGGUCGCUCCUUCUAUCUCAAGUACAAACUCCCUGGCUGCGACUUCGACUCUCUCAUCACCGUCUCCGAUAACGAUGAUCUACAGAACAUGAUCGCCGAGUAUGAUUCCACACGUUUCCGGCGUAUCCGUCUCUUCCUCUUCCCGUUAAAUCACGUCGAGUUAACACGACCGUCCGUGACCGUUAAUCGGUUGCUAGGUCUAGAAUCGCCGAUCUUCACCUCUUCAUCUUCCGUUCUUUCCAGCCCGAUUUUCCCGCCAAAGAAUGGUCCGGUACAGUUUGUCCAUAGCGAUAAGGUCGAAGCAACCGCGGCAGAGGAGAAUCGGAGACAGGAAGAGGCGGCUCCUACCACGUCCGCCUCUAUGUUGCCGCCAGAAAAGACCGCCUCUGCUGAUGAUGCGGGAGGAGUUUCAGAUAGAGAAACAGAGAUAGUAGAGAUUCAAGACCAGCCACGGCCAAUCGUUCAAGAGCCUUUGCCGCAGCAGCAGCAGCCAAUGAUAAUCUGCUAUAUACCAGUCUGGCAGAUGCAGCCACAUAUGGUUAAUUAUCCAGUGGCUGCUUAUGCAUUGUCUCCGGCUACAGAACAUUCUCCUAGGUUAGAUCCUAUGCCGGAAAAUCAGGAAAACGCUACCUGAAGGGAGUUUCUUUCACGCCAAGGUAUCUUUCAAUCCUUUUGAUCAGCUUGGGAAUUAUAUAUAGCGUAUGGAACACGUUAGGUCGAUCUCUAUUGGAUCGGUAUCGUUUGUGACUGAUCUUUCUUUUCAUCAAGCACGUUUUGCAACUUAAGCCAGUAAUCUUUUUCUUUGAUAAAGAAGGCUUUGUCUU